Messenger RNA from Heterotrigona itama, 3706 nucleotides. The record is from the annotation of a GenBank genome assembly. NCBI's taxonomy places the organism in Eukaryota, Metazoa, Arthropoda, Insecta, Hymenoptera, Apidae.
CACGGAUGUGUGAAAUACAGUAAAUUAUUAUUCUACUUGGAUAGUUGUAAGAAGCGUGCUGCUGGCAUUUAAUUUCUUACUAACUUUGUAUUUCUUUUUUUUUUUCUUUUUUUGUUACAGGUGGUACGAGCUGCGAGCCCGGUUCUUCUACGCGUCAUUGUGCUCGGAGCAUUCUUCAUAUACUGCACGGUAAGUAGCAUAUUCCCCAGAAAUUUCAGUGAAGUUUUUAUCGUACGCUGAGCUUCAGAUUAUAAACACAACGUUUUUAUUUCUUCACCCUAUGAGAAGCAUAGAAAUACGUGUGUACUAUUUUUUAAAUAGAAACGAAAUUUCCUGUAACAUUAUGUCCAAGGGAAACUACGACAUUUCAUCCUAGAUUAUCGUUCCGAACGUCCAAGGGAAAAAUAUUUAAUCCCAACCUGUGUGUCCGAUAUGAACCGAAACGAAAUUACAUCGUGCCUGAAAUUAACAGAAACCUAAUCCAAACUUGACCGAAAUUGACCCUCAGCCGAACCAAAAUUUCUGACCGAAAUCUAAUUGAAAUUUCACUCGACCGAAAUCUAAUUGAAAUCUGAUGUAACUGAAUGAUGUAUCUAUUUCGAACCUGAUUUAAACCAAACGUGAGGGCUAUCACGUGAAACGUAACCUCAUAAAUUUCACUAGAAUCAAACUUCAACCUAAUUGAGUUCCCAAUUUCUACCAAAAUUUGAAAGAAAACUGACACUCAACGCCAGAGUUAAAGAUAAAGGAUUAAAGUAUAUGAAAAAGAGCCUAACCUAAAUCUACUCAACAUUUAAAAUUGAAUCGAAUCGAAAAAUCAAACAAAAUUCCUUCCCCAAAGCAGGAGCAAAAUAUAUAAAACGAGAAUAAUGAUUAUGGAUAAAGUCGUUUUGUCCCUUUUAAUAAAUACGGAUAAAUUGCCAUCGAUGGAUCGCAUAAUUUCAGAGCCGUGCUUUAAGUUCUCGUGCUUCGAGCCAUUGCUACACAAUUGAUAAGUUCGUUCGGAAACCUUUAGCACACUUGCGUUUUGUUCGUGAAACGGAUGACAUGUGACACGAAAAUGGCGGGACGUGGGCGAUACUAGCGCCGCUCGACGCUAACCUAAGUCGUAGCGUGACACGGCACGCGAUUUCGCGUUUCCCUCUGUGAAAAGUAUUCUCUCUAUUAGCAAUUAUCCUCAUGCGAUGCUAUCGGCUAGACGAGAAAGAAAUCCCCCUGGGAGUCGGGCGAAAAAAGAAUGCAAAGAAUUGGGGGUAUCCUUCGUUCGUUCAAUUAUGCGAAACUUCAAAUUACCAAGGUUAACCGUAAUUUUAGAACGUCGAAUCGCGAGCAAUUUUCUAAUUCCUUUACUUCCUUCAGGAAGCUAUCAAACAUGCUUUUAUUUGACAUUGAUGGUUUAAAUGCUUAAAGCCAUGUUUCACGUGUUGUCUGAAUUGUAAAUGUUUUGUUGAAUUUUAAUUUGUGAAAUUUACACGCGUGAUAUUAAAAUAUAUAAAUAUUCGUCAGAAUAUUAUUAAUAAAUUCUCGUGUAACAUUAUAUAUAUAGUACAUAAUAUUUAAUAUGUACAUACACAUAUUAUGUUUAUAUUAUAUAUAUUCAUAUACUUAUGUAUAAUAAAUAUAUAUAUUCGUUAGAUACUAUUGUAUGUUGCAUUAUGCAAUUAUUAUCACAUGUUAGAGAUAUUUUAUAUCACGUAAGCAUCAUGGCAGCUGUGUCUGACUAUGCGUACAUAUCAUAGAGAUUUCCUGUGUGCACAGACGAACGUCAUUGGGGUUUCCUGGUCCAUGUCUGGUGACUUACGGGAAUUCCCUAUUAUACGUUGCGACAAGGGGAUUUCCUGUUUUGUGCCGAAUGAUGCAUACGCACGUAUCUAACGAUUCGCAAUAGAGAUUUUCUAUCGUACCGUCCGUGACGCAUAUGCCAGGUUCAUGAAGCAAAUGUCACAUCAGAAGCGCACUAUUGGGAACAAAAUAAGAAACGAUAUAAUAAAUGACUGCAGAGAAGAAAACCUACAACCAGUUUCAAUCUGCCGGUUCUUCCAUAAAUGAAAAACAUUUUCAUAUCCUUUGUAUCAGUGCAGAGAGGAAAUUCAAUUUACAAGAUGGAAGAAAGGAAUAGAUUCGAGAAGGAAUCGUGGAGUUUUCUUUGAGGGGAACGUUGAAUCACUGCAAAUGGAAAUCAAUUUCUUUGUUCCAGACGAUAGUGAUGUACCCCCGUCCGAACGUCAUAACCUGCACGGUGCGUGUGUGGCUGAGGGAGAUUGGAUUUUCCCUCACUUACGGCGCUCUCAUGCUGAAGACCUGGCGAAUAUCGGUGAUAUUCCGGGUGAAGUCGGCGAAAGCGGUGAAGAUAACCGAUGGAAGUCUACUGAAGCGGUUGGGCAUCAUCGUCAUGAUAUUCAGCGUGUUCCUGAGCAUUCGUACGCUGGUUGCACCGCCUGUGGUUAUAGUGGCACGAACGGCGGACGACCUGAAGGCUUAUCUCUGCCUGACUGACUGGUGGGAUCACAGUUUCACCACACUUGAAGUUAUGUUCCUCAUAUGGGGGAUAAGACUGUGUAUCGUGGUGAGAAAGACACCGUCAGAGUUCAACGAGAGCCGAUUCAUCUCGAUGGCGAUUUACAACGAAUUUCUACUGUCGGUCUUCCUCAACGUCUCUAUGUUGUUCUUGCAGUCGCCGGCCAAUCCGGAUCUACUCUACCUAAUAUUUUUCUGUCACACUCAGCUAACGGUGACGUUGCUGCUCUGCCUGAUAUUCGGCAGCAAGGUCUACGUAGUGUUUCGUAGCGGAGGCAAAGAGGACUCGAAACACUCUGGAGCCACUGGGAAAUUUCUAGGGAAAAGUAGUCGUCCAACAGGCACCAGCAACCAGACCAAUUCUAUAUCCCUUCAGCAAGGAAACUUCACAGACGAGAGCGAUGGUGCAACAGAGGAAUUCCGUCGAUUCAUCAAUCAAUUAGAAAUUUUAAAGGAGAAGAAUGUCCUGCUUGGCAAUCAUCAUUUGGUGAGCAAACUCACAGCCAUGCAGGAAGCUGCGAAUCGCGCUGAGACACAGGUAUCCACUAUACAGGCGAUAUCCUCCAGUAUGAGGCUGAACGAUCUCAACGGAUCGACGACAAUCGCCGAAACAAACGUUGGAGAAUCCUUUAAAAGUGAUGCUGAUCAGAAAGGUGGAGAGUCCAAGGAGGAGAAGAGGUGUCAGGCCUGCGUGGAGAAGAAUGGGAUUCGAAGCAAGGACCAGGGCACCUCGAAGGAAGCUGAGGUUCUGGUUUCCGUCGAGGUGAAGAAAUCAACGAGGACCAAUGACGUGGCGGUCUCCACUUCCGGUAGGCCGGCCACCGAGGACAUUGGAACGGAAACGAAACACGACGACAAAGAGAGUGAGGUUAGGGAACGGGACAAAGGCAAGAGCAAAUCCGGCCACGCGAGGACGCAUGCUAUAGUCAUCAAUCUGGAUGACAAAAGCAGAUUCUCCGAGGAAGUCACUUUUAAACAAGUGCAGCACAAGCAAAAUAGACGAAGGACGUUGAAAUCGAAGUUUUUAUCGGAGAAAUCGAAGCUUUCCGCGAAUGGUGAAGGAAGAAAACGUGUGGUCACAGCGAACGAGGAAAUUGUUUUAAGGGAAUUCCCCAAACACGACUUUGCUUUUCCCGCCAUUUUCGCGGCGAAGCGCGGGAAACGUACAAUUUUUAAAAGCUUGGAGCUA